Sorex araneus (European shrew) is the source of this 1510-nucleotide messenger RNA. It is a transcript of the gene MLF2, whose product is annotated as myeloid leukemia factor 2. Lineage: Eukaryota; Metazoa; Chordata; Mammalia; Eulipotyphla; Soricidae. Gene Ontology annotation, cellular component: cytoplasm; nucleus. Bases 211 to 957 code for a protein of 248 amino acids. The record is from RefSeq and is a predicted model, not a curated record. The transcript has 9 exons. Gene Ontology annotation, biological process: regulation of DNA-templated transcription.
UCCGCCCGGGCCUGGCCGCGGUGCGGGCUCGGCGGGCCGCGGGGGGGGGGCACGGAGGUGGAAGCUGUGGGAGGAGACGCGGCGCGAGGUCCCGGAGCGCACGUCCCGGCCGGUCCCGCGUCCUGCAGCGCCCCGAGAGGCGAGGGCGGCCGGAUGGGCCGCUGAGCCCGCGGCGGGGAGCGCGUGGAGCCCCCUGGAGCUGGAGCCAGGAUGUUCCGCUUCAUGAGGGACGUGGAGCCCGAGGAUCCCAUGUUCCUGAUGGACCCCUUCGCCAUUCACCGGCAGCACAUGAGCCGGAUGCUGUCGGGCGGCUUCGGUUAUAGCCCCUUCCUCAGCAUCACGGACGGCAGCAUGCCCGGGGCCAGGCCCCCCAGCCGCCGCAUGCAGGCCGGGGCUGUCACCCCCUUCGGCAUGCUGGGAAUGUCCGGCGGCUUCAUGGACAUGUUCGGGAUGAUGAACGAUAUGAUCGGCAACAUGGAGCACAUGACCGCCGGCGGCAACUGCCAGACCUUCUCGUCGUCCACUGUCAUCUCCUACUCCAACACGGGCGACGGAGCCCCCAAGGUCUACCAGGAGACGUCGGAGAUGCGCUCGGCACCGGGCGGGAUCCGGGAGACCCGGAGAACCGUGCGCGACUCGGACAGCGGCCUGGAGCAGAUGUCCAUCGGCCAUCACAUCCGAGACCGGGCUCACAUCCUGCAGCGCUCCCGGAACCACCGCACGGGCGACCAGGAGGAGCGGCAGGACUACAUCAACCUGGACGAGAGUGAGGCCGCGGCCUUCGAUGACGAGUGGCGGCGGGAGACGUCCCGGUUUCGGCAGCAGCGCCCCCUGGAAUUUCGCCGGCACGAGGCCCCUGGGGGUGGGGGCCGGAGGACCGAGGGGGGGCCGCCCCGCCUGGCCAUCCAGGGACCCGAGGACUCCCCCUCCCGACAGUCCCGGCGCUACGACUGGUGAGGGCCCAGCGCCCUCGGCCUCUCCUGUACAGGCUGAGAGGCUGAGCAAACCUCCCUUGAAAUAACUUUGUUCCCUCCACUCCCGCUCCCGAUUUAAUAUUAAAUUAACAAGCAAGCCGGCCCCCGCCCUCCCUGGGGGGCCGGAGGAGGGCCUUCGCUGCCCCCCGCCCCACUCUGCCCCUCACCACCCCCUUCCCACGAGAGAACUCCCCUUCUCCUGUAUCCACUAACUUGACUUUUCAUUUUGCUGCUUACCCACCUCUGGCCUGCCUCACCUUCCCCAGGCGACCCCCGACCCCACCUUGGCAGGGGCCUGGGGGGACCCUGGGCUGUCAGGGCUGCCUCCGCCCUCCCCCCUCGGCCGCCCUGGGCCCCGGCCCACCCCGUCCUCAGCUCCCACGUCCAGGGCCGUGUGUGGAAGGAGAGGACGGAUUCCCCGGCCCGGCCCAUCACAGAAGCCUGCCCCGCCACCCUCUCCGCCUGACAUUUUCGUUUUGUGCAACUUGUAACUAGGUGUUUAUGGAAUAAAGGAGAAUGGAGAGAAAAAAAAAAGA